CUCCAAGACACAAAAAACCGUUGACAAUGACAAUACAACUAUAAGAUUCCAGCCGAAGCAUGCGCCUUCGUCGCUUUCAAAUAACCCCGCGAUUCAGCAGCCAUGGGCAGUACUGCCAGCAAGCCGUCCGCGCAAGAUGAGGCGAUUCUCAACCUCAAAAUCCAGCGCGACAGGCUGCAUAAAUACCAGAAGCGGAUUACGGUGAUCACAGCCCGAGAACACGCUAUUGCAGCGACGCUGCUGAAGCAGGGUGACCGUCCGCGUGCACUGUUGGCGCUGCGGCGGAAGAAGUACCAAGAAAGUCUGCUGGCGAAGACGGAUGCGCAGCUAGAGCAGCUAGAGGUGCUGACGAGUAGUGUGGAGUUUGCGCUGGUGCAGAAGGAUGUGGUGUUUGGGCUGAGGGAGGGGACGAGGGUGUUGACGGAGAUUCAGAAGGAGAUGGGAGGGUUAGAGCAGGUGGAGAAGUUGAUGGGGGAGACGGCGGAGGCGGUGGCUUAUCAGCAGGAGGUCAGUGAUAUGUUGGGAGGGAAGAUCUCGAAUCAGGAUGAGGAUGAGGUGGAGGAUGAGCUUGAGGCACUAGAGGCGCAAGUUACAGGCGUGAUGCCGAGUGUGCCUACGACGAAGCUGCCUAGCAAGGAGAGGGCGGGGGCUAGGGAGAAGCAGAGGGAAGAGCAAAGAGAGGAGAGGCAAGCGAUGUUGGCGUCUUGAUUUGUGUAUAUGUGAGUGCCUUAGUUGAAUUCGACGAGAUAAAGGUUACAUAUGGCUAGAUGACUACUUGGGCUAUUAUGGAUGGACAUGAACAUCGGCAAGGCGUUUGGAUGAGAAGAAUCAUAGAGGAACCCAAGCAUGAGCAGAGCGCAGCGCAUAGUUACAAACAUUAUUGAAAUAA
Pseudogymnoascus destructans is the source of this 889-nucleotide messenger RNA. RefSeq names its product ESCRT-III subunit protein vps20. Gene Ontology annotation, biological process: vesicle budding from membrane; late endosome to vacuole transport via multivesicular body sorting pathway. The record is from RefSeq and is a predicted model, not a curated record. Lineage: Eukaryota; Fungi; Ascomycota; Leotiomycetes; Thelebolales; Thelebolaceae. Gene Ontology annotation, cellular component: ESCRT III complex; multivesicular body. The transcript has 3 exons. Bases 103 to 708 code for a protein of 201 amino acids.